Pygoscelis adeliae (Adelie penguin) is the source of this 1432-nucleotide messenger RNA. RefSeq names its product mevalonate kinase (gene MVK). The transcript is spliced from 8 exons. The record is from RefSeq and is a predicted model, not a curated record. NCBI's taxonomy places the organism in Eukaryota, Metazoa, Chordata, Aves, Sphenisciformes, Spheniscidae. Gene Ontology annotation, molecular function: mevalonate kinase activity; ATP binding. Gene Ontology annotation, biological process: isoprenoid biosynthetic process; cholesterol biosynthetic process. Gene Ontology annotation, cellular component: cytoplasm. The annotation marks the transcript as partial.
UGGCUCAAUCGGUUUCUGCCUACUAUAACAGGAGACGUUGUUCUUGUAAAUACUGCUUUCAAGUUUAACAAUUCCCUGGCUUCUGAGUGUUUAAAUUCUCCCCUGCUUGCUUCCGUAGCUGACUUUGAUGAAUCUAAGUCCCCCAGCGUAGAACAGCUGGAUACACUGAAAGAGUUUGCUGGAAUCGCUGCCGGAGCCUCAGCUCCUGAGAGCCUUGCUACACUUGCCUUUCUGUAUAUGUGCCUGGCUAUUUCGGCUAAGUAUGGAGAUGUUCCGAGUGUGGACAUACUGGUGUGGUCUGAGCUGCCCACGGGAGCCGGGCUGGGUUCAAGUGCCGCCUAUGCUGUUUGCUUGGCGGCGGCCCUGCUGACGGCGUGCGGAGCCAUCUCGUGCCCUCUGAAGGAGGGAGAGUCCACAGCCAGGUGGACAGAAGAAGAGCUGAAUUUGAUUAACAGCUGGGCCUUCCAAGGGGAGCGGGUGAUCCAUGGCAAUCCCUCGGGUGUGGAUAAUGCUGUUGGUACCUGGGGUGGAGCCCUGAGAUACCAAUCAGGAAAAAUCACACCAUUAAAGAGGGUGCCGACGCUGAGGAUCUUGCUGACCAACACAAAAGUCCCUCGAAGCACCAAGGUCCUGGUGGCUGGUGUCAAAGAGAAGAUGCUGAAGUUCCCUGCUAUAAUGAACCCGGUGCUGGACUCCAUCGAUGCAAUUUCUCAGGAGUGCCAAAGUGUUCUGGAAGCGAUGCCUGCAAAUCCAUCACCAGAGUAUUACCCUGUGCUGGAGGAGCUCUUUGAUAUAAAUCAACACCACUUAAACGUGAUCGGAGUCGGCCAUCCUUCCCUGGACAGGCUGUGUCGGGUGACGGCGUCCCACGGCCUGCAUAGCAAGCUGACCGGGGCUGGUGGGGGCGGCUGUGGCAUCACCCUGCUGAGACCAGACACCUCCCCGCUGGCCGUGGAAGCAGCCAAGCGAGACUUAUGUGCCUGUGGAUUUGAAUGCCGGGAGACCAAUAUCGGGGCCCCUGGAGUGACCCUGCACUCCUCCUCGUCUUUAAACGCUGAAGUGCUCCACGCGCUCUCCGAGAGUUAAGCUUCUGCCUCUGGCAAGACUGAGCUCUUGGCACCGUGUCCUCGGAGCGAUAGCUGUGCAUGCCCAGAUGCCUGGAAACUUCUCUCCUGCUCUCCUGUGUGGCUGCGGGCCCCUAGUUGCAGGUGCGGAGCCAAUUUUGGGCCUGGUGUCACUGGGAGUGGGGGCUACGAUGAGGACCCCGGAACAAUUGCUUGCACUUGGGCUAGGUGCGAGUUUGACCCAGGCUCUCAAAAUCCUGUUUUGAAUUUACUUACUCAACUGCUGUGCUAAUCCCAAGGGGCAGGAGGAGAGGGUCUUGGCUGAAUUCCAGCGUGGAUAAUGACACUUUGCUUGGUUCUGCUGCUUC